AUGGAGGUCGUACCAAAAUUAAUUGAAAUGUUAAACAUGGUGCUUAACAUUUUUUUUCAUUCUCCAGGGCCUGUGGAAGGUUCGACGUUAGGUACUCCUUCACCAGAUGCUCCUGUUGAAGUUUUUUAUCAAAUCAUCAACUCAUGGGUUAACAUGUUUUACGCAUCAUUCAAAUUGGCCAUUUCAGCAAUUUCACCAUAUAUUGCGACGGCAGCCAUCAUCAUCAACCAUUCUUUCAAGCUGCUGAGCACUGGAGGUAACAUCAUUGGAAAAACGCAUCAAACUUUUUCAAUACUGCCUUUAUCUAUCAGAGAACUUACUGUGGUAACACUAAUUGGAAGCUGGUGCUUAUUCAGAUUCGGAGUUAAAUCAAGAAAAUCAAAUAAACAGGUGAAAGUUGAUGUUCACGUUCACAAUCACAACAAGCAGAUUACUCAAGUGGCAAAUAACUCAUCCACUUUAUUUGACAGAUCAUUUUUCCAGUUCAAUAGAACGAAUCAAGCACAAUCUCGCAGAAAACCAAUUAGAUACUUCAUUCCAACAAUAACAUUGAAUGGUGAUAGAGCAACUGUGUGGAAAAAAGUCUCAACAGCAACAAAACACAAACAAUUCAACAACGACAGCUUCAUUGAUGCGGUAUUCAGAGCGGCUGGUGAAGGCUCAAAUGCUCAGGUCCUAAAUGAAUUGGAAGACAGAGAAUUCCAAUCAUUUCACCAAGCUAAAGAUUUUAUCCUAUCAUUCAGCGUUCAUACAAAAGAAUUUAACCAACAUCGUGAGGAUGCAGUUAAUCAAUUAUUGACACAUGAGCCGGUUUAUACAGUUGAAGAAUUCAAGUUGUUUUUAGUUAAACUAUCUGAAGCUUAUUAUUUAUCUUACUUGGACAGCACUAGGUUGCUUUCUGCCUUAUUGACCAUUGGUUGUUUAAGAACACUCAAAGAAAAAGCAUUAUUGGAACAACUUAGAGCCAAGCUGACAAGCUUAGAUAUAAAUGAAUUUGCUGAGCAGUUACUAUCACAAUUCAAUGAACUUCAAUUGAAACAACAUUGCAUCUCAAGACGUCCAAAAGCACAUCAAGUCCAACAACCUGAACCUUUUGCAAAAGAGCAGGCAACCGUUAAAGAGGAAGCUAAUACUGAUCAACCAAGAGGCUCUUAUAGUUUAGAAAACAGAAAUGAUGGCAAUGGUAAUGUUAUAACUCAAAGUUCUACACCGUCAUCAGUUACUAAUGAACCAGAAAGAAUCCAACACCACAGAAUAUACCACACUAGGCUUACAGUCUUUAGCAAAGAAGUCGUCCGGCGAGUGAAGGAUAGGUAUCAACAUAAGGAAAAUCUGUCAAGGCAAUCAUUAGAUACUGAGAUCAUAUGUUCAGAUGGUAAAGUCAUUAAUGAGAAGUUAGCAGAACAAUUAUGGGAAGCUAUUGUCGCUGACGAUACUAUGUCCACAACCUCAGAAGGUACUAUUGAGAAUGACGUUGUAAGCUCAAACCUACAAUCAAAAAUUGCUGAAUCGGAGAUCUAUAAAGAUGAAGAAGCUUUCCAAGGAUACGAAUCUAUUGACAAAGAAUGGCAAUCUAACAUCCAAAACGAAAACUAUCUUCCACAAUUGUGGAUCAAUUCCAAAUAUUAA
Hansenula anomala is the source of this 1629-nucleotide messenger RNA. RefSeq lists its product as uncharacterized. The record is from RefSeq and is a predicted model, not a curated record. Lineage: Eukaryota; Fungi; Ascomycota; Saccharomycetes; Phaffomycetales; Wickerhamomycetaceae. The transcript has a single exon. Bases 1 to 1629 code for a protein of 542 amino acids.